Messenger RNA from Schistocerca gregaria, 829 nucleotides. RefSeq lists its product as uncharacterized. The record is from RefSeq and is a predicted model, not a curated record. The transcript is spliced from 5 exons. Bases 251 to 709 code for a protein of 152 amino acids. NCBI's taxonomy places the organism in Eukaryota, Metazoa, Arthropoda, Insecta, Orthoptera, Acrididae.
GAUACAAUGAGCAGACGACUUAAGUGCCAGCUGGAAGCAGCACUCCUGGACCCAUUCAGUAAUCAGCAGCAUACAUCACGACCAUGUGGCACUACCUUGGAAUCUUGUGCCUGGUGGCAUCUUCUAACGCUCUGUAUGCCUGCGUAAACGACGACGAGGCGAUUCAAGACGCGUGUCCAGGAGGAUCAACGUGGAACUGCAGAAUAUUGUCGUCGAAAAUUUGUUGGGAUAUGUUCCUUACAAUGGCUCUAUGGAACCAGUGGGUUUAAAAUUCCCUGUCGCUCUCGACUUUCCCAGCAUCACAGUCACUGGACAUUGCUCUUUAGAUGGAUGGCUCAACGGUGGACAAUUGUACGUUAAGGGGUCGGGAGAUAUCAAAUUUUCUCUUCUCGACACAUCUAUAUACCUGGAAUUGGAUGCUGGUGUCCACAAUGACUCGACACUCUUUUUGGAGUGUGUUGCCCUUGACUACAAUGUUGGUGGCGCCGAGUUUCAUCUGGAAGGUCUAAUCGGUGAUGGCCCCUUUGGAGACCUCCUCAACAAAGUGCUCGAUGUCGUCGUCCCAGCCGGACUGAACAAGGCCAAGGAGACGCUCAUGGGAAAUGUGAUAUGUCCUUUUAAAAAUGUAGCGAACAGUUACUUAGCUAUUCAGAGGAAAACACUGACUGAUUUGUUUUGUGCUAUUGGUGUCACGACGCUUUGCCCUUAAGUUUGGCGUUUACAGUUUGUGCAUUAUCAAAUAGAAAUCUUCUCGGUUUUCUGGACGCGUCACUUCGAAUGAAAUGACUUCAAAACUGAGAUGAUGAUGUUCAGGUAUAUAGUUGUAUGA